Arabis nemorensis is the source of this 1890-nucleotide messenger RNA. NCBI's taxonomy places the organism in Eukaryota, Viridiplantae, Streptophyta, Magnoliopsida, Brassicales, Brassicaceae. The record is from the annotation of a GenBank genome assembly.
AUGACUGAAGAACAAGACCUCAUCGACCGAUCACCACCGCCUACAGGACCCGACCCUGAACCAAACCCGAAUCCGAAUUCAGUAAUCCAUCCGAGGCGUGCGUCUUUCGAGCACGGACUCCUUCCGAUCCAGAAACUUGUUUUCACCGACCCGAGCCAAACCCUAGCUCCUGUCAAGCAGAAGCUAGCGGAUGCCGCCACGAAUAACCGCGUUGGAUCGGCUGCAGUCGCCGAUGUCCUCCAGAUCUCCGGUGACCAUGCGCGUCUCGUUCUCGAAACUCUCGGCUCUGUGCUCCAUUCCGAGUCUGACCCUUUGGUUCGAGCGAAACCAGAGGAAGUUGAUUCGGUAGGAGCUGAUUUGCGGGAUCUAAUUUUGUUUCUGUACAUUCAAUCGUAUAAGAAAUUGCUGCCUCGAACGCACAAGGACUCCGCUGCAGUGGCCGAUGUUUGGCCAUCGACUUCUGCAUUUGAUGGGUACUUGUCGGCGUUAUCGCCAAUUCAGGCAAAGCGUACGAUCUAUUUGGUCUGGAAAUGGAAUUGUUGUAGCUGGAAAAUGGAAACGGAACGUGAUAGCUCUAUUAACUGGUCAUCUUUUGGUGGAGGUAUUGUUGUAAACAUUAUUGCAUUGGAUGCUACAUCAAGUAAGCUUGCUAACGUUAAUGUUACUGAACUUGUUCGCAGCAACAGCCGUCGAUUUAUGCCAUCACAAGCAGAUGAUGAAGCUCAUCAAUUGUCAUAUCUGCAAAAACAUUUAGCAAACAUCAUUUCUCUCCUCGCAGAGCCUGUGGAGGGAGAAGAAGAAGAAUCAUUGGUUCUCUCUAUGGAGGCUUUUGAGCACCUGGGUUUUCUUGUUCAGUUCGGUGAUAAGGGAUCUGAUGUAUCUCCAUUGAGCCAAGCUACUCCUUUUUUUGCAAAUUCUGAUCCGGAUAUGCCCGCUGUUCCAGUCCCCGUUUCCCAAGUGCAUGACUGGCUUCUGCAAAAUAUAGCUUCCGCUUUAGAAAGCAUUACUGAGAGAAUUUCUGGGAAAGAAAACGGGACUUCAAAUGCCUCUGAUCAAGAUGAUGCGAUGUCAGAUGCUUGUGCUGCUCCGAACAAGGUUGCACCUAGUGCUAGAGGCCCGUGUUUAAUCGAGGGAGUAUCAAAGACUUCACUUGUUAAGCAGGCCUCCGAUCUAAGGGGUAGAUCUGUGAAGGUUGUCAAUUGCCAUGAUUCUGUAAUUUAUCUCUUAGCACCACUGAGAUAUGCAACUGUGCAUGGAUGUUCUGAUACUACUAUAGUUCUGGGAGCUGUUGGCAAGGCAUUAAGAGUUGAGCACUGUGAGAGAGUUCAUGUAAUUGCAGCUGCCAAACGAGUAUGCAUCGCCAAUUGCCGUGAAUGUGUUUUCUUCUUGGGAGUCAAUCAACGACCUCUUAUUGUUGGUGAUAACCACAAACUACAGGUCGCUCCAUAUAAUACAUAUUACUCUCAUUUAGAGGAGCACAUGAGUGAGGUGGGGCUUGAGCCAACUAUCAACAAAUGGGACCAACCAUUGGCACUGGGAGCAGUGGAUCCACAUGACUCGCUCUCACAUCCUGCCGGUGUCGCUGAUGCACAGGCUGAAUCAGCUGCUUGCGUAGACCCUGACCAGUUCAUUAACUUUUUGAUCCCAAACUGGUUUAGCGGUGAGGAGAUUGGUUCCACGAAAGACAAUCCAUUUCCGCUGCCAGAUCCUUAUAUGGCGGCUCAGCAGAGAAAUCUUAAGAACUUUGAAGAAACAAGACGAUCGUUAAAAGAAACGCCUCUGGAAGAAAACCGGAAAAAGGAGCUAUCAAGCGCACUUCAUGUGUAUUUCAAAGACUGGCUUUAUGCAAGUGGAAAUAUAAGGCAACUCUACUGCCUACAAGGUGACUAA